GUACAAAUACACGUACAUGGAAGAGAUGCUGGGGAACGUGGCUGGGUCACGCCAGGUGUUUGAGCGCUGGAAGGAGCAAGCCUGGCAUUCCUACAUUAACUUCGAGCUGAGAUACAAGGAGGUGGACAGGGCACGCACCAUUUAUGAGAGAUUCGUGCUGGUGCACCCCGAGGUGAGGAACUGGAUCAAGUACGCGCGCUUCGAGGAGAGGCACAGCUACUUCGCCCACGCCAGGAGGGUGUACGAGCGGGCCGUGGACUUCUUCGGGGAGGAGCACAUGGACGAGCACCUCUAUGUGGCUUUUGCAAAAUUUGAGGAGAACCAGAAAGAGUUUGAAAGAGUAAGGGUGAUCUACAAGUACGCCUUGGAUAGAAUUCCAAAGCAGGAUGCCCAAAAUCUCUUCAAGAAUUACACCAUCUUUGAGAAGAAGUUUGGAGACAGAAGGGGAAUUGAAGACAUCAUAGUCAGCAAGAGGAGAUUCCAGUAUGAAGAAGAAGUGAAGGCAAAUCCACAUAACUAUGAUGCAUGGUUUGACUACCUGAGGUUAGUCGAAAGCGAUGCGGAUGCGGAGACAGUCCGAGAAGUGUAUGAAAGAGCCAUUGCCAACGUGCCCCCAGUCAAGGAGAAGAGGCACUGGAAAAGAUACAUCUAUCUCUGGAUUAACUAUGCACUAUAUGAAGAGCUGGAGGCAAAGGACGCGGAGCGGACCCGGCAGGUGUACCAGGCGUGCAUCGAGCUGCUGCCCCACAAGAAGUUUACGUUUGCCAAAAUCUGGUUGCUGUAUGCCCAAUUUGAAAUACGCCAGAAGAAUCUUCCACUUGCCAGAAGAGCUUUGGGGACAUCCAUAGGUAAAUGCCCGAAAAACAAACUGUUCAAAGGCUAUAUUGAGCUGGAGUUACAGCUGCGGGAAUUCGAUCGCUGCCGGAAGCUGUAUGAGAAGUUCCUGGAGUUUGCACCAGAGAACUGCACCUCCUGGAUCAAGUUUGCUGAGCUGGAGACCAUCCUCGGGGACAUCGACCGAGCCCGUGCCAUAUACGAGCUGGCCAUUAGCCAGCCGCGGCUGGACAUGCCAGAGGUUCUUUGGAAAUCCUACAUUGACUUUGAAAUAGAGCAAGAGGAGUAUGAGAAGACACGGAAUCUGUACCGCAGGCUGCUUCAGCGGACACAGCACGUUAAGGUAUGGAUCAGCUUUGCACAGUUUGAGCUGUCUGCAGGAAGGGAGGAGAGCUUGUCGAGGUGCCGGCAGAUUUACGAAGAGGCUAAUAAGGCCAUGCGAAACUGUGAGGAGAAGGAGGAGAGAGUCAUGCUGCUGGAAUCCUGGAGGAGCUUUGAGGAGGAGUUUGGAACAGAUGCCACUAAAGAGAGGAUAGAUAAACUUAUGCCUGAAAAAAUAAAGAAGAGGAGAAAACUGCAGGCUGAAGAUGGGUCUGAUGCUGGCUGGGAGGAGUACUAUGAUUAUAUUUUCCCAGAAGAUACUGCCAAUCAGCCUAAUCUCAAACUGCUUGCCAUGGCUAAACUCUGGAAGAAACAGCAACAGGAGAGCGAAGCUGCCGAGAUGGACCCAGACAAAGACAUUGAUGAGAGCCAGUCUUAAUCCAUUGCCUUUCCCCACCCCUUUCCUGGGGAUUGUAUAGUAUUUUCAUUGGUGACAAAUAAAUGUAUUUGAAGAGUUUUA
Messenger RNA from Merops nubicus (carmine bee-eater), 1675 nucleotides. RefSeq names its product crooked neck-like protein 1. Gene Ontology annotation, molecular function: protein binding. Gene Ontology annotation, cellular component: post-mRNA release spliceosomal complex; precatalytic spliceosome; U2-type catalytic step 2 spliceosome. NCBI's taxonomy places the organism in Eukaryota, Metazoa, Chordata, Aves, Coraciiformes, Meropidae. Gene Ontology annotation, biological process: spliceosomal complex assembly; mRNA splicing, via spliceosome. The record is from RefSeq and is a predicted model, not a curated record.